AUGUCCGACGCGGCCAACUCCCACGCGCAAGCUGCCUACGCUUCCUGGGCACGUCUCAAGGACCUCGAGAAGCCGGAGCAAUUCAUCGAGGUCUCGGGCUCCAACCUGACAAUUGCCGAUGUCGUUGCCGUCUCAAUGCAUGGCGCGAAGGCACACGUCUCACCCAACACCGGACCGAUCCAUCAAAGCAUAGCGAUACUCGAGGAACGGAUCCAAGCAGGUGACGUUAUCUACGGCGUCAACACGGGCUUUGGUGGUAGUGCCGACACUCGAACCGACGUAGGAGCCGAGCCCUUGAUGCGUCUACAGAACGCAUUAAUCCAGCACCUCAACGUUGGAAUCCUUACAUACGCCGACAAGGAUCGUGAUGGGAUAUGUUCCCGGACAGGAAAGCCUUACGUCAACGAGCUUCUUCGCAGCCAUGCUCUCCCAAGCCCCGUGGUUCGUGCUACCAUGCUCAUACGAUGCAACUCUCUGAUCAGAGGCCACUCGGGCGUCCGGCUCUCGGUUAUGGAAAGCAUCAUGAAGCUCUUGGACAAGGACAUGAUUCCCAUCAUCCCGCUUCGAGGAAGUAUUUCGGCCUCAGGUGAUCUAUCUACCCUCUCUUACAUCGCCGGCGCGGUUGAGGGAAAUCAGGACAUUUAUCUCAAGGUCAAAAGACCGGGCAAUAAGACAGAAAUCCUCACAGCUGAUAGGGCUCUGCCUCUUGCCGGCCUAAAACCGGUGCAUUUCCGAGUCAAAGAAGGACUGGGCAUCACCAACGGCACCGCACCCUCCUGCGCAACCGCCUCCAUUGUCAUCCAGGAAGCCAAUCAGCUGGCCAUCCUUGUCCAGCUCCUCACUGCUAUGGGUACUGAAGCCCUCGCCGGAACAGCUUCAAACUACCAUCCCUUCAUUUCCUCUGUCCGACCCCACCCAGGUCAAGCAGAAGCAGCGUCCAACAUUCUAGCCUUUCUCACCAGGUCUAAGAUCGCAGCACCUGUGGAGUCCCACAACGGUUCUAACGGCGAACCGGCCAAGGUCCGGGGUCUAGCUCAGGACCGAUAUGCUCUCAGGACCGCGCCGCAAUGGAUCGGACCUCAACUCGAGGACUUGGAGCUCGCCACGAGGCAAGUGGAAACAGAACUCAACUCAACCACGGACAACCCCCUGAUUGACCCUGCUUCCGGAUCCAUCCACCACGGCGGCAACUUCCAGGCCAUGGCAAUUACAUCGGCCAUGGAGAAGACUAUGCUGGCGCUGCAGAACCUGGGCCGCUUGCUCUACGCGCAAAGCUCGGAGCUGCUCAACAACAUGACCAACAAGGGCCUGCCACCUAACCUGUCGGCGGAUGAGCCAAGUCAGAGUUACACGUGCAAGGGCUUUGACGUCAACAUGGCCGCGUACAUGGCUGAGCUGGCAUACCUGGCCAAGCCGGUCAGCUCGCAUGUCCAAGUGGCCGAACUAAACAAUCAGAGUGUCAAUUCGAUGGCUUUGGUUGCAGCUCGGUAUGCUCUGGAGGCGGUAGAAGUUGUCAGUUUGAUGGCGGCCACCUACAUCUAUGUACUCUGCCAGGCGCUGGACCUGAGGGUCCUGCAGAUGGAGUUUCGGGAGGACCUGCCAAAGCGUAUUGGGAGUGGUGUUCUUUCUGAUAUUGCUGCGGAGAAGGAGCCCAAGUCCAAGGGUAAAGAGAAAGAGAACGGUAAUGGCCACUUAUCCCAAGACGACGUUACUAAAAGCCAAAGGCUGGCCGGCAAGAUAUCGGAGAACAUUUUCGACCAAUGGGACAAGCUGGCUCACUUGGAUGUGGAAGAUCGAGCUUCUGUGGCGGUCAAGCAGUCUGCUCUAGACGCCCUUGGACUCCUUAACUAUGGGAUGGAGCACGAAGGCUCAAUGUUGAGCAUCAGUGAUCUGCAGGCCUACCACUUGAAGACCGCCCGAGUGGUGUCGGACUGUUAUGAUGACCACAGAAAGGCUUUGCUCGAGGGUCGGCAGGACACCAGACAAUGGCUCAGCCGUGGCUCUACGGUCAUCUACAACUUUGUCAGGAAGGACUUGAAGAUCCCGGUGAACAGGGGCGUGGUUGACCAUCCGCCGCUUUUGCUAGAGGAGAUGGAGAGACUGAAGGGGAGGAUCAAACGCAAGAGAGAACUAAGUUCCAAGGACGUGGAUGACGGUGCGGACUUGUGGGCAAGGAAUAGAAUUCUUGGGACCAUGGCGUCGGAUAUUUAUGGGGCAGUUCGUAGUGGGGAAUUGCAUUCAAAGAUCAUGGAGUUUGGGAGGGACAACAAAUUUGGGGGAGAGGACUCGUCUACGUAG
This is a messenger RNA of Sordaria macrospora k-hell, 2298 nucleotides long. RefSeq lists its product as uncharacterized. Gene Ontology annotation, cellular component: cytoplasm. Gene Ontology annotation, biological process: L-phenylalanine catabolic process. The record is from RefSeq and is a predicted model, not a curated record. Gene Ontology annotation, molecular function: ammonia-lyase activity. Lineage: Eukaryota; Fungi; Ascomycota; Sordariomycetes; Sordariales; Sordariaceae.